UGAUCAAUUUUAUAAGAAAUAUAGGAUUUAUCUAACGAGAAAGAUUGUAUUUUUCAUGAAAACAUUGGACACAGAAUGACAGAACAAUCUUCAAAUUUGGAGGUAAAAAAAUUAAUGGAAGAAAGGAUUUUCGCGAAAAUCUUGGAAAUUGGCAGUAUUUAGCCUUCUCUGGGCUCACAUCUUCACAGAAUAUGCUCGAUAACACUUAAAAUGAAGCUUCCACUGAAAAUCGGUUCCCAUCGUAAACUUGAAACAUUUAUCAAGGGACUGGAAAAAUCUAUUCUCGAUAUAAGACAGGACCCAUUCAAUGGUAACCAAAUUGAAAUUGAUGCAAUAAUAUGUUUCACUGAUGUUCACGAAGGAACUGAGCAUGUAGUUAAGUCGUACAACCUGAUUGAGGAAUCAGAUGCAGAACAAGAGUAUGAGAGAAGAAAGCAGAGAUUGGGUCAUAUUAUCAAUUACGCCAUUGAACAGCAGAACACAACAUUGUUAUGUAACAGAAAGAACCGAACGACAAGAAAGAAUAGAUCGCAGAAAAAUAACACUGAGAUUACUUCUCAGAGUACUUCAAUUGAUGGGGUAAAACAGCUGAAUGAUGAUAUUGAGAGUAAUCCCACUGACAAUAACCCAAACAUUGGUAGUGACAUAAAGGAUGAUAUCAUUGAUGAUGAUGAUGAUAAUGUUGGUGAUGACCUCCUCUAUGGUGAUGAUGACAAGGAUGAGGAUUAUAAACCAGAUAAUGUCAGUAUCAAAGAUAGUGAUGACAGUUCUGAUGAUGAUGAAGACUCGGAAACAUUACUUAUAUGUUCGCAAUGCAACAAAGAAUACACAUCUGAGACUGACUUAAAAGCACAUACUGAACUCCAUAGAGACAACAAACAUAAGUUGAACUUAUGUCAUAUUUGUCCGAGACAGUACAAAAAACUGAAAACCUUACUGAAUCAUGUAUUGGUGCACCACAAUGACUCUAAUGUAGAUGACACAGAGACUGAAAAUCAGGAAAGCGAGACAACGACAACUUGUAUGUUUUGUUAUGAUACAAUCCCCAAGAGGAAUCUCAAUGCUCACAUAUUUACAGAACAUAAGAAAAAAGGGAAAACACCAAAACAAUCGUGCCUUAGUAAUGUAAAUCAUGAUAAACAAUCGACGAAUAAAUCUGCUUUAAGAAAACGUGUAGAUACGCAACAUGAACAUGGUGAAACAAUUCGUGAAAAACUUAAAUGCAACGAUUGCGAAAAAGUUUUUGGAACUAAGAAAGGAUUACUUAGACAUAUGACAAAAAGACACAAAGAGCUUAGACUACAGUGCCACCUUUGUGAAGGUAUAUUUACUUCAAAGUCUAGACUUUGUGAUCACAUUAUUCAAAAUCAUGAUACCUACAAAGUCAUCAAAUCUGAAGAAAAUACAAAUGGAGAAAAUACAUCUAAUAAUGAAUUAACAUGUGCAUUUUGUGAAGUGGCUAUCAUUGGCCUAGAUUCCUUGCAUGAGCAUAUAAAACUUGAACAUUUAAGAGAAGCAAUGAAUGAUGCUGAAGAAUUAUUUUGUACAAAAUGUGACAAAACUUUUGAAUCUGCUCAUGGACUAAAUAGACACAAAAAAUUAAAACACACGAAGCCAUCAUUCAAAUGUCAUUUGUGUGAAAGUUUACUAAAGACAAAAUACAGUCUACGUAAGCAUAUUACACUUGGUCAUGAUCUGGAGAAAGACAUUGAUUUCGAAAACGAGGAAGUGAAGGCGAGCACUCAGGAGGCAUCCAUGAAAUGUCCAUUUUGUAAACUUGGUUUAAUUACCCUAAAGGAGUUACACGGACACAUCAAACAGAACCACAUUCUGGGAAAGAAAUCAAAAUUAGGCCCUGGUCGGAAGAAAAACGACAAGACUGGCAAAUCAAAAUUGAAUAUACACACUUGUGAAAAAUGUUCAAACGUUUUCCAUACAGCAAGUGGCUAUAGCAAACAUAGAAAAACAGUAUGCUCCGGAAAAUACCUCGUUUGUCCACAUUGUGAUAAACAGUUUCUUUGGGAGUAUCGAUUACGUGAACAUAUCAUAUUUAUGCACAACAAUAAAGAAAACGGUCCGAUUGAGAAACAUCAUGGCGUGACAUUCCCAGAAGGGCCGCCUUAUCAAUGCUGUCAUUGCGAAGAAAAGUUUGAGAAAAAGACCCACUGGUUGAAGCACCGUAGCGUCCAUAUUGAUCACCCGUUCAUAUGUGAGUACUGCUCCAAACAAUAUAGAUCCCAGGGCCAGUUGAAGACACACAUACGCUCUCAGCAUAAUGGUGAACCUGCCGUUCAAUUAGAGCUCCAGAAACCCCAAGGAGAGUCACAAGGUCCUCCAUAUACAUGUAAAGAAUGUGGAAAAAUGUAUGAGACUGAAAAUGGUCUUAUGAAACAUUUCAAACUACACACUGGUGAUUUAUAUACAUGCGACUACUGUGGAAAACAAUAUGUACAGCGUCAGACCUUAAUGGACCAUAUAAGGACGAGACAUACGCACAACACGAGGGCAAUGCCGGAGAAUUAUCUUACUGGACCACCAUAUAAAUGCCCUGACUGCCCAAAGAUUUUUAAACUAAUGGGGCAGUUUAGAACACAUCAUAGAUGGCACUCCGGCAAGCUCUUCUCAUGUGACAAGUGUGACAAGAAGUUUGCCAGUCUGUCAAGACUUACACGUCAUGUAGAGUCCAGCCAUCAAGGCAAACGCUACCAGUGUCACACAUGCGAUAGAGUUUACAUGUCCAAGGGUAAGUGCCACCAGCACAUGCGGAACAAGGGCCACCUGAAAGGAGGGGAGAAACAGGAUGUUAAGAAAAAUUUGUCAAAAAUAAUCGAACCUCAAGAGCCAGAACACCCAGUCCCUGCACCCAUGGAGACCUCAGAGCCACAUUUACUUCAACCCAUGUUACAACCAAUACUCAAUGCUCCAAUAAUCAACCAGAAUAUCCACACAGGGCAGUUAGAACAACAAUUAAAUACACCCCUCCUUCAUAACUUCUCAAAUCAGGGAUUAGAGCAUCAACAUAUACCGGAGCAAAGAAAUCUUGCAGUACCUAACAGUGCCUUUAACCACCUGGUGUACUCAAAUCAACCAAAUCAAUCUGGUUUUAUAACAAACUUCCAUCGAAUGCCAAAUUUUUCGAACCCAGGAGGGAGCUACCAGCAGGCUCUUCAAUCUACUAUCAGCACUCCCCCUGAAGAAAACAAAGAAACCGAUUCCGCCCAGAAUCUUGUUAUUCCUUCUAAAAUGCAAACUCAGGUGUACCAGCAUUGGACUACAUAUUAAUUACAGUAAAACCUGUAUAUAAAAACACCUCUCAGUUUGAACAUUUUUUCUUGGUCCAAUUUUUUUAUAUAUCUCAUGAAAGAAACUUUGAAAUGUGGAACCUGUUAAUCUCAACACUUUUAGUCUGACUGACACUAGCAGUAUAGUUUGGAUUACACAGGUUUUACUGUACAUGUUUACUGUGCAUUGUUUGAAAUGAUAUUAGACAUGAUAAAGAGACAAAAUGGCGGACACGUGGCUGUUUUGAGCUAAAAAUGUUAUUGUUUCUUUUAUGAAAACCAUGGGUUGGAUAUUUACCUGGUAUGCCGAUUUGACUAGAUCGGCAUACCUGGCUUAACCGCUAUCUAAAUCAUGUCAGUAAGAUCUUAGA
Messenger RNA from Owenia fusiformis, 3652 nucleotides. The record is from the annotation of a GenBank genome assembly. Lineage: Eukaryota; Metazoa; Annelida; Polychaeta; Sabellida; Oweniidae.